AUAUGUGACCCAAAAAAGAAACCUGUAUAGUUUCAUGUGUCUCUGUGUGUAUAUAUACAUACAACAUACAUACACAAAAAUGCUGAUCACUGAGUGGGUGAGGGAGUUUUAGAUCAUGGGAGGAGUUUUUGAGAGCUAAUACUAUUAUUUCUUCGCCACUUUCUAAUUACUAUUAUAAAUUAAUUUUUAUUUGUUUUCACGGUGAUCAUAACCGUUGAUUUUCUCAACCAGUUGACUGAUUUUUCUUUCACGGAUGAUGAGUUUUUGAUUGUGGCAAACAAGUUUUGAUCUUUUCUUCAACUGGGCUUGGCUCAAGUUUGGAUUUUUUUCACUGUGUGUGUGUGUGUGUGUGGAAGAGUGGUUUUAAGCUUUCAGUAGUUACUAAAUUUGUAGUAUUAUUUCGUUCUUCUCGAAUUUUGUUCAUCAGAUAAGGUUUUAGGCUAAUUUUAAAAAAAGCCCUUGUCUUUAUUAUGGUUUGGGAGUUGUAUUUGAUGAGGACUUCCUAAUUUAUGGUAAUUUUAUGUUGACAUAAUUACAUGUUUGUUGAGUGAGUCAAGGUUUGUGGGGUCAAAUUCUUGAUUAAUUUGGAAAAAGAUUGAGGACUGUUGUGGAUUAUUUGGUGAUUUCAGUAUAAAGAGCUUUGGGGUUUCUUAUGAAAUGUUAAUUUAUUUUGUGAGGGUGGAUUGAGUAGAGUGGGAUUUCAGUAUAUAUGUGGUGACUGCAAAAUUCCCCAAAUUUUGACCAGAAGUUGAUAUAGAUUUAGCUUAUUCAUUGGAAUUUAUAUUGGUUGGGGGACUAGAUUACUGUAUUUGAAACUAUGGCUGUCUCUUUGACUAGAUUUUCUUGGUGGGUUUGGGGUGGAAAAGAGAAAGAGCCUGUUGUGCCUAAUGGUUCUUCACUGAACUCCUCUUCUGAUUGGGGUUUGGGGAUGAGGGAAAUGGAUUCUUUGAAAUUUUCAUCUGUAAAGGGGGCUAAGAUGGCUUCUUCAAGUAGAAAAAUCAAAAAGAAAUGGAACAGUAGGGAAGAAAGGAGGAUUGAUAAAGAGUAUGACGUUGUUUUGGUGCCAUCAGAUGGUGUUUGUUUGUCUGGUUCUGAAUCCGAUGAUUCGGACUGGUCGAUUGGGUGGCUGGAACCACAUGCCCCUGAUUUCCAGAGUGAUGAUGAGGCUGAUGAUAGUUUUGCUGUGCUGGUUCCUUGCUACAGAAAUGAUCUUAAGGAAUCGGAGGUGGCAGCAAAUAAACAGUUAUUGACGGCUUAUAAGAAUCCCUCGGCUGAGCAUUCUGAUGAGCGCCAAAAGUACAUGCAGCAGUGGCUCUCAUCUCUUCAGAACUUCUAAAGCCUGCAAAUAUGCUGCUUGCUCUUGCUGAAAUACAGAGCGCUGUGGUAAUUAAUCUGACAAUAAUAUCUUAGGAGUUACCCCUCCAUGAUUGAAGUAACUACAAAAUCUACCCAAAAAAAUAGAAAAUUAAAAAAGACAAAAGAAGGAAGUAGUUUUUCAGCUUUUGGAAUAACAUUUUGUGUAGCAUGGUGGGUGAAUUGUAUCAACUUCCUCCAUGGUGACGAUUUUGCCUAUGAAAUGAAGGUCGACGAGUCAUCUACUUGGAAUUUCGCAGUCAAUUAUGUGACUAGUAUUAUUGAGUUGUAAGUCUUGAGCUUAUGUAAACCAUGAGAGGAGAAAUUCGAGAGACGAAGCUAGUUCUUGUAUGUAAAUUAUGCUACACGGAAUAUGUAAAUAUGUCUGAACUUAAUCGUUGCCGCUGUAAAUAAUCUCCUUCCCUGUGAAUUCAUGGUCCAACUCUCAUUGUCCCCACUUGUUCAAUUAAACGGUGUUCCAAGUUGAA
Daucus carota subsp. sativus is the source of this 1841-nucleotide messenger RNA. RefSeq lists its product as uncharacterized. The record is from RefSeq and is a predicted model, not a curated record. The transcript has 2 exons. The coding region runs from base 818 to 1336 and encodes 172 amino acids. Lineage: Eukaryota; Viridiplantae; Streptophyta; Magnoliopsida; Apiales; Apiaceae.